This is a messenger RNA of Batrachochytrium dendrobatidis JAM81, 665 nucleotides long. RefSeq lists its product as uncharacterized. Lineage: Eukaryota; Fungi; Chytridiomycota; Chytridiomycetes; Rhizophydiales. Gene Ontology annotation, molecular function: acyltransferase activity, transferring groups other than amino-acyl groups. The coding region runs from base 8 to 589 and encodes 193 amino acids. The transcript has 2 exons. The record is from RefSeq and is a predicted model, not a curated record.
AUAUUUAAUGACUUCUACCACUGCGACCAAGGUCAAUUACGAAGUACGAGAUGCCAUUCCUAGUGACGUCCCUACACUUGUCAAAGUCAUAAACUUGGCAUAUCGUACAAGUGGUGGUUGGACUAGUGAGGUUCAUUUGAUUGCAGAAGAUCGAGUAUCCGAAAAAGACCUGCUUGCAACUAUCCUCGACCCAGCUGUCCAUAUUUUUACAAUUAUUAACAAGGACACUGGUCGUAUUAUUGGCAGCAUGGAAGUAGAGCACUUUGAUACUGUUUCUAAACAGAUCGUUACAGAUUCACCUGCAUGCUUCCAAUCGGAUGCAGUGUUACUUGGUCUCCUUGCUAUUGAACCCGAGUAUCAAAGCCGCGGUGCUGGAGCGUUUAUGAUGCAAGCUGUCUUGACAAAAUGUCGCUCCAUGCAGCCCAAGAAAACAACUGCUAUUUUGCAUGUUAUUCACUCAAGGACUGAAUUGAUUACUUGGUAUAUGCGCAUUGGGUUUAAACCUAAUGGGAGAUCCAUCAACUUUGUUAAUCCUCAUUUACAAAAAGUGGAGGAUGCUCACUUUGAUGAAUAUGAGAUGCCUCUCUAAGCUGGAUAUGCUUUGUUCUUUGUCGUUUUUGUUACGGAUCUUGUACUAAUAAACGGUCAUGUUUGGAGCUAUUUCU